Molecule: messenger RNA, 8658 nt
Organism: Rhineura floridana
Lineage: Eukaryota; Metazoa; Chordata; Lepidosauria; Squamata; Rhineuridae
Gene: SLC34A2
Product: solute carrier family 34 member 2
Exons: 15
Coding region: 466-2493 (675 amino acids)
Biological process (GO): intracellular phosphate ion homeostasis; sodium-dependent phosphate transport
Cellular component (GO): vesicle; apical plasma membrane; brush border
Molecular function (GO): sodium:phosphate symporter activity
Source: RefSeq, a predicted model, not a curated record
UGCAAUCCAGUACAUGUCUACUCAAGUAAGCUCCAUUGGGUUCAAUGAGAUUUACUCCCAGAUCACCAAGGAAAUAAACUAAACCAGAAACAAUACUUUUACCUGUCAGGAUAGCUUUAUCUUAGAAGAAAAAGAAUAACAAAGUGGUUGGCAAUUAGAAGGAUGGAUAUAACCACCUUCACAACUUUGACACAGAACUAUUAAAGUUUCUCCUUUAUAACUGAUGGGGUACUUUCUAAGCUAAAAGUGUGGAACAAGUUGAAUUGUUUUCUCCUUCAAUCUGGCUGCUCCAGAACCCCGAUCAUUCUUCCUGAAAAACUACAGCAGCAGAGUAUAAACCACCUCUCUUAUGGAAGAAUAAAAACCUUGAGAAAACUAACUCAAGAACCCCGGCACUGUCACUGAGCCAAUAAGUCAUCUUAGAGCUUUUAAAGGCAUUCAGCUUGGGCAUGGUCCUCUCAGGAGAUGGCUCCAAGGCCUGAAGUAGAAGACACAGACACCAGUAAACGUAUUGAAGAGACUUGCUCCAAAGAAAAUCAGGUCAUGUCUGAGAAAGAGGUGAAAAAUCCAAACGAAGAAGCAGCUUCCUUAGGAAAUCAGCUGGAACUUUUGCCUGCAUAUUCUACCAUUGCGUUAGCAACAGAACCAGAGGAAGAAGCUGACCCAUGGAGUUUGCCAGAGCUCCAGAGCACUGGAGUAAAAUGGUCAGAACUGGAUCAGAAAGGCAAAAUAGUCCGUGUGCUAACAGGCAUAGGAAAGUUUAUUAUCUUGCUUGGAUUGCUCUACUUUUUUGUCUGCUCUUUGGAUGUGCUCAGCUCAGCCUUCCAGUUAGUAGGAGGUAAAGCAGCAGGGGACAUUUUCAAAGAAGGUUCCGUAUUAUCAAAUCCUCUUGCAGGCUUAGUGAUUGGCGUUCUGGUGACAGUAAUGGUGCAGAGCUCUAGCACUUCUUCAUCUAUCAUAGUCAGCAUGGUGUCCUCUUCAUUAUUGAGUGUUCGGCACGGGAUUCCAAUUAUAAUGGGAGCAAAUAUUGGUACUUCUGUCACAAACACCAUUGUGGCGCUCAUGCAGGCUGGAGACAGGAACCAAUUUAGAAGGGCCUUUGCUGGAGCUACAGUCCACGAUUUCUUUAAUUGGCUUUCAGUAUUCGUGUUGUUGCCUAUUGAAGUUGUCACGGGCUAUCUGUAUCACCUUACCAAUGUUAUUAUGGAUUCAUUUCAGCUUGAAAGUGGGGAAAAUGCCCCUGAACUACUGAAAGUCAUCACUGAUCCUUUUACAAAACUUAUAAUCCAGCUAGAUAAAUCGGUGAUAAAUGCAAUUGCUACAGGCGAUGAAUCAGCAAAAAAUGAAAGCCUAGUGAAAAUUUGGUGUAAAACUAAAACUGAACUGACUGCACUGAAUGUCACCAUCCCACCAUCAGAAAACUGUACAUCACCAGACCUUUGUUGGACAGAUGGAAACUUGACCUGGACCAUCAAAAAUGUAUCCACCACAGAAAAUAUUAAAAAAUGUCAACACAUUUUUGUAGGAUCAAAUCUCCCAGAUCUUGCCAUUGGUCUCAUCCUUCUUGCCCUUUCCCUACUUUUUCUGUGCAUGUGCUUGAUACUAAUAGUUAAGUUACUGAAUUCAGUACUUCAAGGACAAGUAGCAAAUGUUAUCAAGAAGACACUCAACACUGAUUUUCCAUUUCCAUUUUCCUGGCUGACAGGAUACCUGGCUAUGGUGGUGGGAGCUGUCAUGACUUUCAUCGUUCAGAGCAGUUCAGUGUUCACAUCUGCUAUUACUCCACUUGUGGGAAUUGGUGUCAUAAGCAUUGAACGGGCAUAUCCCCUAACUCUGGGAUCCAACAUUGGUACCACCACAACAGCAAUUCUUGCUGCUUUAGCCAGUCCAGGAAGUAAACUAAAGCAUUCCUUACAGAUUGCUCUGUGCCACUUCUUUUUUAAUAUUUCUGGGAUUCUCCUGUGGUACCCAAUCCCGUUCACGCGCGUCCCAAUCCGCUUGGCCAAGAUUUUGGGGAACAUUACAGCCAAGUAUAGAUGGUUUGCCAUUUUUUACCUUCUCCUCUGCUUCCUGCUGAUACCUUUGGCUGUUUUUGGCCUGUCAGUAGCCGGCUGGCAGUACCUCGUAGGCAUUGCCGUUCCCAUCAUAGCUGCCUUGAUUGCUGUGGUCAUCAUCAACAUUCUUCAAAAAAAGCGGCCACACUGGCUGCCUCAGAAGCUGAGAAACUGGGACUUCCUUCCUAGGUGGAUGCACUCCUUGCAGCCCUGGGAUGCUGCUAUAACAUCGUUAACCUUUGCCUGCGGAAAAUACUGUUGCUUCUGUUGCAAAUGUUGCAAAAGCCAGGGAGUUGAACAAAUGGCAAAAGUGAAGCCAGCAAAAGCUUUGGAAGUUCACGAAAACCCAGUUUCGCUGGCUGAUGAAGAAAAUGACAUUUCAAAGGCACAACAGGCAACUAAAAUGAAGCAAGCAGACUUGAUUACCACACCCUUGUAGCAGACGAGCUUCAGGAGUUGAGGUCUCGAGGACAAAAAGUUGAGGGCAAAAUGUAAGGGGAGAGGAAAGAAACAGAGGGGAAAAUGUAUGCCAACUUCUUGCAUCCAGCUAAAAGAGUGCAUACUUCUGGUGGUGGCUAACCAUUUUGGCAACGAGGCAAGAAGACAAGUCCAAACUAUUAGAUGCACAUUAACGGCACAUGCCUUGUGGUGUGUGAUCUUGCCUCUAAUUUGCUGAGCCAAGGAGCAGGCAGCAGUACAGUGCUGGAGUGAAGGUCUGACUUUGUGUCAUAACCAGGGCUAUGGACCUUUCUGCUCCUGUCCAGUACUGCUACAAACCUGAACUGUGUCUAUCACAUGUGGUUGGCCAUCCGUGUACUACUCAGUUUUUCAUCAGUGGACCCAAAAAUCGGGUACCCAGGAACUUAAGGCGACAUUUGUAUAGAAGGGAUUUACUAUAGGGUUGUAAAAAGAACUUUGAAAUAGUAGCACCUCUAUUCUGAUUGUUUCAAAAGUUAAGACACAUAGCAUUGUACCAGAAUCUAAAAGGGUAACACAUCAGAAGUUAACAAAAAAUUUUUUUUAUAAUAUUGAAAGACAAUGGAUAGGCAGGGAAAGGGAUUUAUAUUUUUUAGCAUUGUACUUCUUGUAAUGUAUGUCUUUUAGCUAGAAGACAUCAUGCAAAUAUUAACUUUGUAGAGCACUUGUCUUUCCUGGUCCUAAAUUGCUUGAGGGCUAAGAUUAGAAAGAGAGAAUAAUUGCAGGACCUAACUAUUACAGAUCUGGCUUUCUUCAGGUAGGAUCACCUUUUCAGAAAGUAGAGCAAAUAAAGUUUAGUGGGGGGAGAUUCACAUUAAAGCUCAAGGUUCUGCUCUUGGCAAGAUUAAACUGUCAAAAAGGAGUUGGAUUUAAAACCAUUUGUUGUGAUACUUUUUUUAUAACUCAUCAUAACCUUGCCUACAAAACUGAUCUAAUACAUUCCUACAGGGUUUUUGAAAGAAGCUUAUAAUAACCAAACCCUUGAAGUUAUUUUUGGGCAGGGAGUAAAGUGUUACAACUUUAUUGUUGCAUUAUCAGCUCAAAAUUGAAAACCAAAUCAUCAAUUGAUGUAUCUUAAGCACAUCAUAUACUUAUCUGUUAAAAAAUAUGAUCGGAAUGUUAAUUGUCAAUGAAGACAGAUUGGGAAAUUAUACAUAUUUUUAUUAUACGUCUGGCAUUGUAUAAGCUUUAACCUCAGGGGAUGUACCAGUAUAAAUGUAACAUUUAUAACUGCAUGAUCUAGUCAAAGUGAAUGACUCGUCUUGUCCUUUGUUUUUCCCAUGGGAAAUACUUGAAUUUUGUUCAGCUAUGGCUGGAUCAUGUUCCAUGUUUUAAAAAUAUCAGUACAAAAGAAAGUUACUCAGACUUGCUAACUCAUGUUUCUAUAUAAUUAUUUUAAAAUCAGGUAAGUCAGGACCAGCCAGAAUUAAGCACCUUUAAGUCCCAUUGUUUAUGCUUGAAUAGCUGCCACUGAAAUAAGUGAGAUUUAAAAGUGCUUAAAUUUGUCUAAAUCAUACAUGUGCUCUUUUUUUCUUCACUAAAUUUUACAAUGAAAGGGACAAAUCAGUCAUGCAGCUCAAUCCUGUGCAUGUUUACUCAGAAGUAACUCCCAGCAUGUUCAGUGGAGUUUAAUCCUAAGUAAAUUUUAGCUGAAAAACAGUAUUAAUUGUUCAUUUUAUUUUUUUGAAAAAAGAGGGAAUUGUAGGUUUUGUCCAGUGUGAAGACCUUUUGACAACCUUACUAGCAAUUUUGCUUGCACAGUCAUUCUGAAAGAAACUGGGCCUCUGUAUUAUAGUUCCGUUAAUAUUUGGGUUUGGAUAGUACUGUGUGACUUAUAUAGCCAAAGCAUUCAUGCAUUUUAUACAUGACCAAAAAAAGGUUUUAUAGAGCAGUUUACACUGGACACAAAGGGCACAAAGCACUUUUAAUCUCACUGAUUUCAAUGGAAGUUUUAGGCUGCAUUCCGAUACACACUUACCUGGAACUAAGCCUCAUUGAACUCAGUGGUGCUUAAUUCUAAAUAGGCAUAAUGUAGAAUUGCACUGUGAAGCAUUUGCUUCUCUCCCACUGAAUUUGGUAGGACUUGACCCAUCAUACCCAUAUCCUUUUUAUGUAAUAUUGUGAACUGCUUGUUUUUGGGUGAAAAAUGUCCUUACGCUUAACCUUUACUAGUAAUUUAUUUAACAUAUUGGUCAAAUAGAAACUUGACAAAUUUAUUUUAAGUGAAAUUUUGUUGCUUUGGAAUAACUCAGAAAAACAGGUAAACACUUUUGUAGCCUCUCUCAUUUCUGGUUUACUUAGGACUUGUCUACACUGGGCUUUAAAGUCCAAACUUUCUGGGCAUCCUUAACAUGACAUGUCCCUCAACUAGAACCCAUCGCCCAGAAUUUGUGUUUGCUGAUUUGUAGAGUGGUAGGAAAAGGAGGAACUUCUUCCUGCUUGAGCUACUUACUGAAGACUGGAAAAGCGACCUACAUAAGAAUAUUAUUUGGCGGGGGAGCAUGGCUUUGGUUUUGAUGAAGGAUGGAGAUUUGUUUGUUGGUGCACCUUAAACCUUGCCAGCCUGCUGCAGGUCAGAAUGCUCACAUGAAGCAGGGGUUUGAGACUUAAGGGCUUAAAGGAGCAAUGCUGAAUGCACUGUUUGGAGCCAACUUGUUUUGGGAAAUUUUGGAUUUCACACAGAUUGAACUUGGGAUCAUGCCCUUUUGUGGACCUGCCUGUUAUCAGACUACAUUAUUUUAACCUUAUCUACCUCCUUCUCUUCAGCUUUAUGCACCUUUAGAGGAUAGGACAUAUCCAUAAAAGCUUGUGAAAUUCAUGUUUUCUGUCCCCGUAUUGACUUUUUAGAAAAGCAUCCGAUGCUCUGAAGUUAGGAUACAGAGAACUGGGCAAGGGUCCCAUCUUAAAACAGGGAUAGCUGGGCAAAGUUAUGAUUACAAAAGAAGAGUAUUACUAAUGUUUUAUUUUUCUUUAUGAGCACUAUAUUGUUCCAACUCAGAGCUCCUUCAUUUGAGAGUUGAAUGGGAGCCAUGAUCCGUAUAUUUCACUCUUGUGUAUUUUGUUGGACUUAUAAGUGCAGUUUGUACAAUCAGCUGAACAAAGUGGUAACGCUUUUCCUGAACUGGAACAUUUCAGGUUGGGUGGAUGAUUGUACAUUCUUUCUUAUGAAAAAAAUACCUCUCUGCACAUAGAAACAUUGUAUGCUAGAGAGAAAGCUAGUUUACGGGCCAAAUUAGAUGUGAUAGCAGCAUGUUUAUGUUCACCGCCCAGAGAGCUAUCGCUAGUCGGGCGGUAUAUAAAUUUAAUAAAUAAUAAUAAUAAAUAAAUGUUUGCUAUCCAGAUCUGUUGCACCCCAGUUCUUUUGCAAUGAAAGACAGUGGGCUAGAUGGGUCCAAUGUUAGGAGCAAAAAGAGCAUGCAAAUGAGUUACCUGUGGCAUACCUCACACGGUAUGUCCCUGGUAUCAGUUUUGCAUCCACUUGGUCCACUUCCUGUAUUAGAGCCCAUUUGGGAGGAAAGCAUGGGGAUGGGGGGAGGCUGCCAGAAAAAUAAAAAUAUGGGUGGAGAGAUUUCAGUACACCUAAACAGUACAUUCUCUUUUCUUCCUAAAUCUACAUGAUUGCUAUAGAUCCAGGUUUAAGCAAACAGAUCCUGCAUCUAUUUUGGCCCUAAAGGUUUCCCCCUGAACUACUAGUUUUAUAUAUUGAUCUGUGUGGGAGACCUUACAAACAUUCAAUCCUCCAGCUACACUCUGAGGUGAUGCAGUUCAGGAAAGGCUUUCCCACUUGGUUCUACUAUUUUUGAAAAGAAUUACACAAUUUACAUUUACACAAUGAGAUUCAAUUUUGGCUGAACAGUAAGGGUUCAUCUACAUAGUGAUUUAGUGCGUGUCUGAUGCUACUCAUAUCCCCUUUUAAUUCUCAUGGUUCACAUGAUGUUACUGGCAAACAGAAGCUAUCACACAGUUCCCCCCCUGUAAAUCCAUACUAACCCAACCCUCUGAUAAUCCAAAAAGGAAAGGAAAAAAGUAUUUACUGUCUCUCUAGGGCUUGCAGACGCUGUGGUCCGAUGCUUUUAGGUGGGCAUGUCAAUCAUUUCCCUCUCCACGCCUCCUCCUCCCUUCUUUCAUUUCAUUUUCUGUGGGCUAAAGAGAAAAUACCACUGCUCUCUCCUGUUCUGCAAGGAUUUUUUAUGUUGCUGCAAACAGUGCCUUAUUUUUCUUUCCCCCUAACUUGUGCACAAAAGGAUAUCACUACUCAAAUAAAGAUUUGUAUUUCAACUGUAUUGUACCAGUGAAAAUACAAAUAAUUGCACUUCUGGGUUGUUUGUUUUUAAAAUGAAACUUACUGGUAGAACAAACUGAGCAUGCUCUGUUGCCAGGUAACAGAGGGAGUGGAAAUGUUAAAUUAGAGGGUGUGGUCUUGAGGAAACUGCGUGAUUGAUCCUUCCUGUCCAGUGUGAAUAGAAAACACUGUGUUUGCAGUUGGCAUUGAGCCCUUACUGUGGACAGUGCAAACAGAAAACAGAGAUAAAAACAGCAUCUUUAGCAUGAAGUUGUGCUCCCAUGUGGAUAUGCCCCUAGUCAUGGCCUGAUUUAGAACUGAUUUGUGAACAGAGGUGGCUCAUUCCUCUUAUUGAAUAAGAGGAAAGCCCUUUGUAUAUGUGUGUGCUGACUAUCACCCUGGUCCAGCAAAGGGCACUGCUUGUGAAGUAGGUUUCCACACGUAUGUCCUCUGCUGGAUUGGGGCCUUGUGUGUGCAAAUAGUUCCUGCAUUUAUGGCCCCCUUCUGGGACUGUACGCAUGGAGUCCAUUUGAAAAGUUAAAAUUAUGUGGACCAGCUGUUCAGGAAAGGGAGAGUAGGGAGGUUUGAACCAAUCUCUUUCUUGCCAAACAGCUGACUGGAAAGAUUUUAGCUCUGUGGAUGCUCAGACUAACUCCUCUAGAUCAGGGUGCAUUUUUAGCCCUAUUCAGCCAUUUACCCCUCACACAAUUGGGAAGGAUGGCUAUAUUCACUGUCCGUAUCCGCUCUUUCGCAUCCCAUCAUCCCAACACUGCCAUCAUCCACCCAUUAGAGGAGAACAUGAGCUGAGGAGGCCCUGAUCAUGAUCACGCAGGAGAUCUUCCAUUUUCUUCCCUCUUGAGUGCUGUGUACAUUAAACCUAUUCCUGUCUUGCAGUGUGAGUGAAGUAGUCUCUACAUCAGGUGUGGGGACCUUUGGCCAUCCAGAUGCUGCUGAACUACAACAAACCUGUCCAGGGAUGAUGGGAGCUAUAGCUCAGCACCAUCUGGAGGGCCAAAGAUUCGCCACACCUGCUCUACUUUGUGUGGAAAUCUAAAUGCACUUCACAGUCUUCUGUGGAAACUUUGAAUUGUUAUAUAUUUUCUUUUAACUUUUUAGACUGACUGUAUUUAUAAUUGUUUUUCAUAAGUUAUGUAAGAAAUUUCCUGUGAGAUAUGGUUUUUAUAUUGCACAUUCCAAUAUGUUGCACUGUUCAUUAGAAAUGUUUAAAGAAAGAAUAUUUUGUAAGAUAGCUUUUAAAAUUGUAUUUUUGUGUCUGUAUAUUUUCAGUCACAUACAUAUGCCAUGAUAAACCAGGGUUUCUGGUUUAAUGUACAGAAGCAGUUGCUAGUGCACACUGCCCGAUAUUCCCUUCCUGACAUCCUCCUCCUCCUGAAGUGGGAGAAACAAAGCAGAAAGCCAUAUGCCAUUAAGCUUGGCUUUGCAUUACAUCGCAACCCAGGAUCAGGAUUUGCUGCUCCCUUACAAAUUAGGAUCUGUAAACCAACAAUGAACCAAGUUUAAGACUGGCUAGCAAUCUUGGCUUCUUAGGGAGAAACAAAACACAAUCCUGAUUCUAUUUAAAACAGGAAAUCAAGCUUAAUUGCAACUUCCUGGUUUGUUUCCCCACUCAUGCCAGCGGAGGAAUGAAACAUGAAUGAUUGGGUAGUGUGCACUAUCAUGCUGCUCAUGUGCUAUGUAAACCACAAUGUCAGAAACUCUGGUGUAUGAUGUGUAUGAAUGUGGCCCAAAGUGUGGGUUGUUUUUAAGUUUUGAUGAGAUUUACUGAUAAAGCAAUAUUAAAAUCUUUACAAGUUGAAUCUAUGUGUAAAGCAUUAAAAUAUUUUA